AGGAUCACCAAACCUCAACGUAAAGAAGAAUAAUGCCCCACCUUACUCUUCCAAAAGGAUAUAUACCGUUCCACUCGAUCGGACUCCGCGCGCGCGCGCUGGUGACGCAGCUGCUGCGCCGGAAGUGCGAGCCGUGGGCUCCGGGACUCAGCUAUGGCUGCUGCGGCAGCACGGUGGAACCAGUGUGGGUCGGCACCGAUACCGGCAUCCUGAAAGGCGUGAACCUUCAGCGCAAACAAGCGGCGAACUUCACGCCGUCGGGACAGCCGCGGCGCGAGGAGGCGGUGAGCGCCCUGUGUUGGGGCGCGGGCGGCGAGACUCAGAUCCUGGUGGGCUGUGCGGAUGGGACAGUGAAGCACUUCAGCACCGAGGAGGGCAGGUUCCAGAGUCAGAGGCACUGCCCCGGAGGGGAGGGCAUGUUCCGAGGCCUCGCCCAGGUCGACGGCACCCUCAUCACAUGUGUGGAUUCUGGGAUUCUUCGAGUCUGGCAUGACAAUGACAAGGAGGCAUCCUCUGACCCUCUCUUGGAACUGAGGGUGGGCCCUGGGGUGUGUAGGAUGCGCCAAGACCCAGCGCGCCCCCACAUGGUUGCCACAGGUGGGAAGGAGAAUGCUCUGAAGGUGUGGGACCUGCAGGGCUCUGAGGAGCCUGUGUUCAGGGCCAAGAACGUACGGAAUGAUUGGCUCGACCUGCGGGUUCCCAUCUGGGACCAGGACAUACAGUUCCUCCCUGAGUCACAGAAGCUCGUCACCUGUACAGGGUACCACCAGGUCCGUGUCUAUGAUCCAGCCUCCCCCCAGCGCAGGCCGGUCCUCGAGGCCACCUACGGAGAGUACCCACUGACAGCCAUGACCCUCACUCCUGGGGGCAAUUCGGUGAUUGUGGGGAACACUCAUGGGCAGCUGGCAGAAAUUGACCUUCGGCAGGGGCGCCUACUGGUCUGUCUGAAGGGGCUGGCGGGCAGCGUCCGAGGGUUGCAGUGCCACCCUUCAAAGCCCCUUCUAGCCUCCUGUGGCUUGGACAGAGUCUUGAGGGUACACAGGAUCCGGAAUCCACGGGGCCUGGACCAUAAGGUUUACCUCAAAUCUCAACUGAACUGCCUCCUGCUGUCAGGCAGGGAUAACUGGGAGGAUGAACCCCAAGAGCCUCAAGAGCCCAACAAGGUGCCCUCAGAAGACACAGAGACAGAUGAACUCUGGGCUUCCUUGGAGGCAGCUGCCAAGCGGAAACUCCCCAAUUUGGAGCAGUCCCAAGGCGCCCUCCAAACCAGACAGAAAAAGAAGAAGCGGCCUGGGUCCACCAGCUCCUGAAGAGGCAAAGAAGGGGUCGAUGCAGACUCGGCGGAAAACCGGAAUCUCAGGUCGCACGAAAGGCUUCUGAUCACUGUGCUGUGGCGGCGGCU
Molecule: messenger RNA, 1402 nt
Organism: Eubalaena glacialis (North Atlantic right whale)
Lineage: Eukaryota; Metazoa; Chordata; Mammalia; Artiodactyla; Balaenidae
Gene: WDR74
Product: WD repeat domain 74
Biological process (GO): ribosomal large subunit biogenesis
Cellular component (GO): nucleolus; preribosome, large subunit precursor
Molecular function (GO): protein binding
Source: RefSeq, a predicted model, not a curated record